Messenger RNA from Misgurnus anguillicaudatus (oriental weatherfish), 1852 nucleotides. It is a transcript of the gene dnaja2b, whose product is annotated as DnaJ heat shock protein family (Hsp40) member A2b. Gene Ontology annotation, molecular function: Hsp70 protein binding; ATP binding. Lineage: Eukaryota; Metazoa; Chordata; Actinopteri; Cypriniformes; Cobitidae. The record is from RefSeq and is a predicted model, not a curated record. Gene Ontology annotation, biological process: protein folding; response to heat.
ACGCGGCGGCGCGCACGUGACGUCUCGCAGCCGGCUUUUUUCCUCUUUCUCUCUCCCCGCUCCUGCUCGCUUGCGCAGCUGCUACACCGGUCUGCAGACAUGGCGAACGUCGCAGACACAAAACUGUACGACAUCCUCGGUGUAUCGCCGUCGGCCACCGAAAACGAGCUCAAAAAGGCAUACCGGAAAUUAGCAAAAGAAUAUCACCCUGAUAAAAACCCCAAUGCAGGUGACAAGUUUAAGGAGAUCAGUUUUGCGUAUGAAGUUCUGACUAACCCAGAGAAGAAGGAGCUCUAUGACCGAUAUGGAGAGCAGGGCUUGCGUGAAGGAGGUGGUGGUGGAGCCGGGAUGGAGGACAUCUUCUCUCACAUCUUUGGUGGAGGUCUGUUCGGCUUUAUGGGCGGCCAGAGCAGCAGGAGCCGAAACGGAGGCAGACGGAGAGGAGAAGACAUGAUACAUCCACUGAAAGUUUCUCUGGAAGACCUGUACAACGGGAAAACUACCAAACUACAGCUCAGCAAGAAUGUACUCUGUAGUGCCUGCAAUGGUCAAGGGGGUAAAACAGGGGCCGUACAGAAGUGUGCCACUUGUAGGGGCCGCGGCAUGCGAAUCAUGAUCAGACAGUUGGCCCCUGGCAUGGUUCAGCAGAUGCAGUCUGUGUGCACUGACUGCAAUGGAGAGGGGGAGGUGAUCCAUGAGAAAGACCGUUGUAAAGAGUGUGACGGCCGUAAAGUGAACAAAGAGGUGAAGGUCUUGGAGGUGCAUGUGGAUAAAGGAAUGAAACAUGGACAGAAGAUCACAUUCAGCGGAGAGGCAGAUCAGUCACCUAACACAGAACCUGGAGACAUCAUACUGGUUCUGCAGGAGAAAGAUCACGAGGAGUUUCGUCGGGAUGGGAACGACCUGCACAUUUGCCACACUAUCGGUCUUGUGGAGGCACUCUGCGGGUUUCAGUUCACGCUCGCGCACCUCGACGGACGACAUCUCGUCAUCAAAUAUCCUCCUGGAAAAGUCAUCGAGCCCGGUUGCACAAGGGUGGUCCGAGGGGAAGGAAUGCCUCAGUACAGAAACCCUUUUGAGAAAGGAGAUCUGUACAUUAAGUUUGACGUACAGUUUCCAGAGAGCGGUUGGAUAAGCACAGAGAAACUAACGGAGUUGGAGGAUCUGUUGCCGUCACGUACAGAAGUUCCUGUCAUCUCAUCUGAUGCAGAGGAGGUGGAUUUGCAGGACUUUGACCUCAGUCAGGGGUCUUCUGGUGGCCUCCGACGUGAAGCUUACAACGACAGCUCCGAUGAGGAGGGUGGUCCACAUGGACCGGGGGUGCAGUGCGCCCACCAGUAGUAGUGUUAAAAUUCCCUUUCGUCGGACCCUCAAUCAUUCUUCACACCAUGUAGUUACACACAUGCACUGACAACACACACAUGUAUACGAACCCACAAAUAUGCUGUUUUAAAAGAACAGACAUUCAGCAUAACAAAGAGAAAGCAAAAUAAUUUAUUAAUCACUCUUUUCAUUUCCAUUGUAGACUUUUGCCGUAUAUAAUGCUCUCCGAAUAUAUAUGUUGAUGUUGUUGCGGAGGCAGAGUUUGUUGUUUAAGUUAUAAUCAAAGCACGCACACAUCUGUUUAGAGACUGAGGCAGUGUCAAAUUUCCUGAAGUUCAAUAAAAGUUGUGUUUUGUUAAAUGCUCGCCAGGCAUUGCGCUGUUACAUCAGAGGACGUCUAAAGUACCGGUUUGUUUUUAAAGGAAAACAGAAUAUAAUGCACACGGGCAACAGUGAAUAUCUGCAGAGAAAACAAGCAACUGUAAUGUGUUUUACUGUGCUCAUGUUGUGCAAUAAAGUUAUAAAAUCA